AUGAACGUCAGCUUAAUAUAUGCCAGUUACGCGGAGCUCACACGCAUCGGCUUACAGGAUGAGUCUGCAAAUUUGUUCGUGGCCGAAGCCCUGCGAUAUGUCAUAGAACAGGUUUUGGCGCAGCUAUCGACCACACUUGUCAUGACGAUAUCGUCCCAAGACACCGGUACCGCCUAUUGGUUCGAGUUCGUGAUAGAGCAUCUGAUUAGCUCGUGGAGCGGAAUGGCCGUGCAGCUGCUUUACAUAAAAGCUGAGCGUCCCGUACAUGUGCCAGGAAGAAAAUACUGCAAUUUCCUUCUGGUGGACUCUUUCGAGGGCUUGCGUGCCGCUGAUAUAGCGAAGGACAAUGCUAGCUACGAUGACAGCGAGUACUAUUUCAUCUUUUUGCAGACACGCGAUGCGUUUAUAUCCCAAGAACUGCAACUGAUACUUGACUACUGUUUGCAAAACUAUUGGCUGCACUGUAACGUGAUGAUCCAAACGGCUCAGGUGGAAGUACUGGUCUACACAUAUUAUCCGUAUACGGCGCAGGGCUGUCAGAUGGCGCGGCCACAGCUAAUCAACCGCUUCGAUGGCAAGCGUAUGUUGAACGAGCCCAUGUUUCCGGAUAAGCUGCGGAAUAUGUACGGCUGCGAAGUGGUUGUUUUAACAUGGCACAUGCCGCCAUAUGUGGAGCUCUGGUGGGAUGACAAGAGGGGAAAGCUGCAGGCGCGGGGCUUCGAGAUGGUCCUGGUGCAACAUCUGGCUGACAGUAUGAACUUCAGAGUUCGACUCCUCAACCUGACGCUUAUGCAUGUGAGUUCCUAUCAGCUGAGGAAUGGCUCCCACUUAGGCCCCAUCGAAAUGUUGCGCUCACAAAUGGCAAAUCUGAGCAUUGGAAAUUUCCGGAAGUCGGCUAGACGGAAUGAGAUGCUCACAUCGCCACUGAGCCAUUACUAUUCGCCCCUGGUGGCCACUGUUGAGUACGGCAGCUAUCGCAUCAGCUCCCUGGCCCUGCUCCUUUUCCCCUUCAAGUUGCAUGUGUGGCUAAUUUUGCUGUGCGCUGUCGCUCUCCACCUGAUUAUUUAUAUGGCACGUCGCUACGAUACCUUCACCGGCAUGCAUGUGAUUGAGCUGCUGCUGGGUGCCUCAAUUGUCCGCUUUCCACGUGCCUGGCUUCAACGUGGCAUCUACGCUCACUGGCUGUACGGCAGCCUGCCAUUGCGAGUCGUUUACCAGUCGCUGCUGUUCCAUCUCAUACGCAAACAAAUCUUCGCCAGCGUUCCGGACUCGUUCGAGAAACUGCUGGCCGAAAAUUUCAUAGGCAUAACUACCUCGAACACGCUGCAACUGCUGGAGGAGAUACCGGGUGUUAUGCGGCAAUAUGACAGCUUUGUGGGCAUGGUUACGUCCUGGGAUCAGGAAGUAUUGGAUGCACUGCAUCCGGCGCACAAGGGUGGACGCAAGCUCUUUGCCAUCACCUCGCUGGACGUGACAAAUUCGUAUUUAAGGUCCAAUUACCAUCUUGGCCAGUAUUACAUACUGCCGCAGUACGUCAAUGUCCAGCAGAUUGGCAUCUAUUUGCCAAAGCACUCGUACUUUUAUGACAAAUUCGACCUUGUUAUACGGCAGCUUUAUAACGGGGGCCUAACGUCCACCUGGCGACGCUGGACGUUUGGCGAGCGCGGUCCCCUCAAGAGACAGAUUACAAACACUUCCAUUGGCAUUGGCGACCUCCUUGGCAUCUGCAUGGUAAUGGGGACCAUAUAUACCCUGGCAUUACUGGUCUUUUGCAUAGAACUAUUGGUACAUUAUGCGCCCAUGUUGCGCCGAUGA
This is a messenger RNA of Scaptodrosophila lebanonensis, 1815 nucleotides long. RefSeq lists its product as uncharacterized. Bases 1 to 1815 code for a protein of 604 amino acids. The transcript has 3 exons. The record is from RefSeq and is a predicted model, not a curated record. Lineage: Eukaryota; Metazoa; Arthropoda; Insecta; Diptera; Drosophilidae.